AGAUAGGCGCAUCCAGCUCGCGAACCGCAAUUGAAAUAGGGUUUGGGACAGAGAAAUUCCAACAGAGAGGUCCCGGAAAUUGAAAUUUAGGGUUGCCCUGAAGUACUAGCAUCAUCAACUAUGCCGAAGAAUAAGGGAAAGGGAGGUAAGAACCGAAAGAGGGGAAAGAACGAAGCAGACGAUGAGAAGCGAGAACUUGUCUUCAAAGAAGACGGCCAAGAAUACGCCCAGGUCCUCCGCAUGCUGGGAAACGGUCGGUGCGAGGCCAUGUGCAUCGACGGCACCAAGCGUCUCUGCCACAUCCGUGGAAAGAUGCACAAGAAGGUGUGGAUUGCUGCCGGUGACAUCAUCCUCGUUGGGCUCCGGGACUAUCAGGACGACAAGGCUGAUGUGAUUCUCAAGUACAUGCCCGAUGAGGCUAGGCUGCUGAAGGCUUAUGGGGAGUUGCCGGAUAACACCAGGCUCAACGAGGGUAUUGGCGGUGGAUUGGAUGAGGAGGAUGAUGGGGCCGGGAACGAUUACAUCGAGUUCGAGGACGAGGAUAUCGAUAAAAUUUAAGGACUUUGGUUGGGAUUCCGAUAUCGCUAAUCGCUGUCCCCUUCAAUAUGUGCUUUUCUUCUUUUUACUUUUUUUAUUUUUAAAGAAUCUCUCCAUAAAAUGAUUAUAUGAUGCUAUAUGAUAUGUAAUAUUUGAAGCUCACAAAUAUCUGGGGUUUUAUGUACUAUGGAUUAUGGAUGCUGAAUUUGUAUGCAAUAACGGUAGUGAGUUAUCUCCUAUUUGGAUUGCUAUGUUCAGGAGUUA
Neltuma alba is the source of this 801-nucleotide messenger RNA. Its product is annotated as eukaryotic translation initiation factor 1A-like. Gene Ontology annotation, molecular function: RNA binding; translation initiation factor activity. Bases 121 to 558 code for a protein of 145 amino acids. Gene Ontology annotation, biological process: translational initiation. The transcript has a single exon. Lineage: Eukaryota; Viridiplantae; Streptophyta; Magnoliopsida; Fabales; Fabaceae. The record is from RefSeq and is a predicted model, not a curated record.